This is a messenger RNA of Chelonoidis abingdonii (Abingdon island giant tortoise), 6129 nucleotides long. Lineage: Eukaryota; Metazoa; Chordata; Testudines; Testudinidae. The record is from RefSeq and is a predicted model, not a curated record.
CCGUGCUUGGGGCGGCAAAAUGGUUCGAGCCGCCCCUGCUCUCCCUUGUCCGCAGACGCUGGGAGCCAACAUCGGAGUCGCUCCUUUGUUGGCACCCCCGAGCCACAUGGGCGCCUGUAGUGCUCCAGGCACUCAGAGCUCAGCAUCCCGCUGGAUCGGGCUUUUCCCUGUGGCUGUCUUUCGGUGGCAGGGAACUAUGUUAUUGUAGGGUCGCCCAAACCGCCUUCCUGCUGGGGCCAGUCCAGGAGGGCGGGGGAUGUGGGGGAGCCCCAGAACAGAGCCGGGGGGGGCGGAAGAGCUGGAAGGGCCCCAGAGGCACUUCUGCUUUCGCUUUCACUUUCCAAGGCGCAGCUAAUGCAGGCAGCGGCGGCGCGGUUCCUCCAUCUCGCUGGGCCCGGCAGCAGGUACCAGCGCCGCUCACCCAGCCCCGGCCUCCGCGGAGCAGAUGAUCAUAUGUGGAAAUCAACAUAAGCAAGGCAAGAAUGGCAGCCUUAUUCUCUACUCUGCCAUUUGCAGAUAAAUCCUCUCUCAUGAUGAUGAUGAUGAUGAUGAUGAUGACCAUAGGUAUUUUAAAUGUUGCAGUUUCUGUGAAUAAUGACCACAGUAGCAAGAACAGGGAGACAGCUGAUGUAGUGUCUGGCAAUGGAAGCAAACCGUUUCCUUGGGAUAAAAUGAGGCUUCCCAAGCAUGUCAUCCCAGUGCAUUAUGAUCUUCUCCUCCAUCCUAAUCUUACAACUCUAACUUUUACUGGAUUUGCCAGAAUAGAGAUUACAGUAAACCAACAAACUAGUUCAGUCAUCCUGCACAGCAAACACCUGCAAAUUACCAGGGCUGCCAUCCAAAGGAGAAUGGGAAAUAGUCACACUGAAGAAGAAGUGAUGGUUUUGGAAUACCCACCAUUUGAGCAGAUUGCCCUCCUGGCAGCUUUUCCACUGCAUGUUGGACAAAACUACACUGUUAGCAUUGAGUAUUCUGCAAAUCUGUCAGAGAGUUUCCAUGGCUUUUAUAAAAGCACCUAUAGAACCCAGGAAGGAGAAGUGAGGGUACUUGCAUCAACACAGUUUGAGCCAACAGCUGCUCGCAUGGCUUUCCCAUGUUUUGAUGAACCAUCCUUCAAAGCCAGAUUUUCCAUUAAGAUUAGGAGAGAACCAAAGCACCUCGCACUAUCUAAUAUGCCAAUAGUGAAAUCUGUGAGUGUUGCUAAUUGGCUAGUUGAAGACCAUUUUGAUGUUAGUGUAAAGAUGAGCACUUAUCUAGUGGCCUUUAUUGUUUCGGAUUUUAAAUCAGUCAGCAAGAUGACCACCAGUGGAAUUAAGAUAUCUGUAUAUACUGUACCAGAUAAGAUCAACCAAGCUGAUUAUGCCUUGGAUGCAGCAGUGAAACUUUUAGACUUCUAUGAGAAUUACUUCAGCAUUCCAUAUCCCUUACCCAAACAAGAUCUUGCUGCUAUUCCUGAUUUUCAGUCUGGAGCUAUGGAAAACUGGGGACUGACCACAUACAGGGAAUCUUCUCUGCUAUAUGACCCUGAAAAAUCCUCGGCAUCAGCUAAACUUUGGAUUACUAUGAUAAUAGCCCAUGAGCUGGCUCAUCAGUGGUUUGGAAACCUAGUUACCAUGGAAUGGUGGAAUGAUCUUUGGCUAAAUGAAGGAUUUGCAAAGUUUAUGGAGUAUGUGUCAGUCAGUAUUACUCAUCCAGAUCUGAAAGUUGAAGAUUAUUUUUUAGGCAAGUGUUUUGAUGCCAUGGAGGUGGAUGCAUUAAAUUCCUCACAUCCUGUGUCUACUCCUGUGGAAGAUCCAGCUCAAAUUCAAGAAAUGUUCGACGAUGUUUCCUAUGAAAAGGGAGCUUGCAUUCUAAAUAUGUUAAGGGAUUACUUGAAUGCAGAAUUUUUUAAAGCUGGGCUUGUACAAUAUCCUGCAGAAGUACAGCUAUCAGAAACAAAAAAAGCUAUGAACAGUCUGGCACAUACUUGUCCUGCGGGUGACACCCAGGAAAGCCAGUUGCAAGGUGAUGGCUUUUGCACCAGAAACCAACAGACAUCUUCAAGUGCACACUGGACCAGGAGAGAGAUUCUUGAUGUGACAACAAUGAUGAACACUUGGACAUUACAAAAGGGUUUUCCACUAGUAACUGUCACAGUAAAAGGAAAGACUGUCCAUCUGCAUCAAGAGCACUAUAUGAAGGGAUCAGAUUCUUCUCCAUCAACCGGGUACUUGUGGCAUGUUCCAUUAACGUACAUUACUAGUAAAUCUGACACAGUACAAAGAUUUUUGCUGACAACUAAAACAGAUGUCCUCAUCCUCCCAGAAGAGGUAGAAUGGAUAAAAUUCAAUCUGGGAAUGAAUGGUUAUUACAUUGUGCACUAUGAAGAUGAUGGAUGGGAUGCUCUGAUUAGCCUUUUAAAAGAAAACCAUACAGCAAUUAGCAGCAAUGAUAGAGCAAGUCUCAUUAACAAUGUAUUCCAGCUUGUGAGUAUUGGAAAACUAUCAAUUUCUAAAGCUCUUGAUUUAUCUUUGUAUUUGAAACAUGAAUCCCAAAUUAUGCCUGUAUUCCAAGGUAUGAAUGAGCUGAUUCCUAUGUACAAGCUCAUGGAGAAAAGGGACAUGGAUGAUGUAGAAAAUCAGUUAAAGGGGUACAUAGUCAAUCUGUUUAAAGACCUAAUUGACAAACAGUCCUGGAAUGAUGAGGGCUCAGUGUCCGAGAGAAUGCUUCGCAGUUCCCUACUCCUGUUUGCGUGUGCGCGCAAAUACCAACCGUGUGUAGACAAAGCAGAAGAAUAUUUUAUGAAAUGGAAGGAAUCCAAUGGAACUUUACGUUUGCCCAAUGAUGUUAAAACUGCAGUAUAUGCUGUUGGAGCCCAGACAAUUGAAGGUUGGGACUUCCUUUUUAGUAAAUACAGGCUGCCUUGGUUCAACACUGAGAGAAAUGAGAUUGAAGUUGCUCUCAGUAUUAGCAGAAAUAAAGACAAACUUCAGUGGAUAAUGGAUCAAAGUUUGCUUGGUGAUGUAGUAAAAACCCAGGAUCUUCCAUAUAUCAUCGUGUUUGUUGCUAAAAACCCAUCUGGCUAUCAUCUAGCAUGGAAAUUUUUGAAGGAAAACUGGAAUAAACUCGUACAAAAGUUUGAACUUGGCUCAGCUUCUUUAGCCCACAUGGUAAUCGGAGUGACAAAUCAAUAUUCUACGAGGGAACGGCUUGCAGAGGUGAAAGAAUUCUUCAAUUCUGUGGAUGAAAAAAGUUCACAGCUCCGCUGUGUCCAACAAGCUGUAGAAACUAUUGAAGAAAAUAUACGAUGGAUGGACAUAAACUUUGAAAAAAUCAAAAUAUGGUUACAGAAUAACAUGUGAAGGAUUUAUUGCAUCUGGCUUUGAAUAUUUGAAUUUAAAUUACAAAACAGUGAAAAUUUCAAAAAAUCUAAAGCUUUUUUGUUGUUUUGGGGUGAGGAGAUUUACUUAAAGAGUUGAUGAUAUGGGCCCCAUUCUGUUCCUUUGUAUGAGUUUGACUGUUGAUUUCAAUAGGAGCAAGAUAUGGCUCUAUAUGCACACCUUCUAUCCAAUAAGAAACCAUCAUCCACAACUGUUGAGCAAUAAAAAUUGCUCACCAUGGCCUGUGUAAACUGGGGAUUUUGAAUUCUAAAAUUGGAAUACUUGAAUUCUAAAAAAUGGAUUUACUACUCUAUUUUGAGGAAAAACUAAUUUGUGAAAUUACAGAAAAUGGAUGAGUGCACAACUGAACUAUAAAUGGAACACUCCACAUAUGAGAUGACAUAGAAGUUUAUAUCCCCUUGCUAAACACUAGGUACAGCUAGCAAUUUCUGCUCAGGGUAGCCCAGCACUGGAAUGUUUAUAGGUAUGCUAGUUUAACAUGGAGAUGUAUUGAAAUUAUGAAGGUGAGAUGAUGUCUUAGCACCUGCUUUUUAUCUGUAUUUUGUGAAUCUGCAGUCAGUCCUUCAAAAUAAAAUAAUAAUUCCAUGAGGAAUUUAAUCCUUUCCUGUAUCAAGGUGUACAGCCAAAUAGGGCAUAAUAAAAAAUGCUCUCAUGAAGCAAUAGCCCUAUAAUUAUACAAAGAGGAGGUAUGGGAAAAAUAAGUUUGCAAUUAUAAUUAGGAUUAAUACACUUCAAAAGUAGAAGUGAUAAGAAGUGCAGUUGAAUAACUAACUUAUUUUCCCCAUACCUCCUCUUUUUAUAAUUAUAGGGCUAUUGCUUUAUGAGAGCAUUUUUUAUUAUGCCCUAUUUGGCUGUGGAAAGUGAAUUACUCGCUUACUUUUAUAUUAAGUGUUAUACUCCUUUUUAAUAUAGAAUUACAUGAGAGUAAUAAUAGAAUGUGAUCUGAAUCUGAAAGUUCAACAGGAUCAAGAUAUUUAAUAUUUUAGAUCAGUAUAAUAAGUAACUUUUUGAUAGGGUCAGGGUGAUUUCAGUAUUUGCUGUUAAUUAGCUCUUCCAACUAAUGAAAGUGCACUUGUAAAAAAUAAAUGUCCUUUUCAGAAGAUUAACCUGUUUAAAAAGUGAUUACUAAAUAUUACUCGUUUUUAUUAUAAUUGGGCCUAUUACAAACCUAAGACAAAGAAGAAAGAUGGUCAUCUUACAGUAAAAUGGAAAAUGGAGAAACUGACUGUACACAAAAUAUUGUCAAAUGCAUAAUCUUAAAGUGAAAACAGAUUGGUUUUUCCUCAGAUCUGUCAGUUGUAAUAAGGUAGAAUGGGAAAUAUCAGAAACCUCAGACAGAAGUGUGAUUUCUAGGUUGCUGGCAAUCCUUGGUCAGGGCUUUCUUAUCCUAUCUGUAAAACUUCCCUACUUCACUAAAGUGGUAAUGCUUAUUUAAUUAAUGUUUGUAAAGGGCUUUGUACUCUUCAGAUGGAAGUGAAAGUGUUCGUGGAACACUGAAGGAAAGGCUGCUUUCUUGCUGAUUAUGAUGUCCUUCAGUAACUGUUAAGAAAUACCCUCACCACUGGUCACUGUUACUAAAUUCAUACUAAAGGGAAUUCUGAAUGUGCACCAGAGUAGAACAGACACCCACAGAAUUAUUGCAGCAAAUAUUUAUAACAUUGAUUUUAUAACCAUGCCAAGAAAUGUGUUUGACAAGCUGUUUAAAACACAAAUCUGCAUAUGUCAACUGAAUUUUGCAUCUCUUGCAGUUUUGCAUUUGUAAACAUUUUAAACUGAUGUUCUCUCUCUCCCUCCCUCUCCAUGGCAAGGAGAGAUGUGGUUUGAAAUUCUGAACUAAAAAUAAAUAGAAAAAGAUUGUUUUUGUUAUUCUCAGAGUAAUUGACCCCAAAAAGAAAAUUAACAGGGAUGCAAAGACUCUGACACCUUAGGGCAUAUUAACCAUCACUCAUUUAAAAAGUGUUAGUUCUGACUGUUGCAUGUGACCAACAUAAAUUUAAUCAAUUUUAUCUUUGAACAUUAGAAUGUACAAUGCAGUCAAGAUCCUCCAACACUCUGAGAAAUGGUACACAUGGCUAAAAGUCUGUAUGGAUUAGCUGCUGUGUACUAUUUAUUCGCUAGAACUAGCAUGACCAAUGUAACAGAUGCUGAAUUUUACUUUACAAGCUAAUAAAACACACUUUAGGAUCCAUGCAGCUGGUCACCUUCUGGGAAACAAACAAAAGCAGUUGUGAAAAAUCCAUCUCAAAACACCAUUUUACUAAAUACUCAGGUUCUUAGUAUUUAGAAAAAUUUGAGUGAAUCUUCAGUCUUCUAAAUUUGUCAGAAUGAUUGUUAAUCGUUUGAAAAAAAGUUAAAGCACCAAAUUUUCAAAGCCUUAACUGAAUCCCAGUUUUUGUCAGUGCAGUUUUGCAUCUGCAGUUAUUUGUACUCACAGUCUAGGUCCUUCUGGGCUGGAUCCUGCAAGUUGAUUUCAACAGCUGCACCUCUGCACUUGCCUGAAACCCCUUGACUUAAGUGGGGCUGAAGGUGGGCCCUGGGAUGAGUCCAAGUGGAUCCAUUUGCAGGAUCUAGUCCUUAAUUUUUAAGUGAUUUAAACUGUAGUCCCAAAAAUAGUGCUCAGUGACUUAAUUUGUUUCAGUAUGGCCAUGUUUUGUAGUCAGCUUAAAGAAAAACAGAAAAAAAAACUUAGCUAGAUCUUUGGAUUGGUUUUAUACUCAAGAGUAUUAAUAAAUUUGUUUUGACUACCUGA